AUGGCUUCGUACGGUCGCGCCGGCAGCCUAGCGGCGACCCCUGGUGAGAAGCUGAUGGAACUGCUCCGUCCCAGCGCUGGGACCCCCCGGCGGCACUCCACGGCGGCGUGCGCGUCCGCCCAGCCGCGACCCUCGGGCUUCGUGUACUGUCCCUCAGAUGCCCUGCCGUACUGCCCGCCCUCGAGGCUCGCCCCGCCCAGACCCGUUAAGUUACCGCCGCCGAUACAGCCCGUGCCACCGCCGCAACCACCGCCAGUUCCUCAGCGAACCGCGCCAGUAGUUACGCCACUGCCGGUGCCGCCAGCACCGCCCCGUAGGUCCUCACCACAGCCGCCGAAGCGGGUGCCACCACCCACACCACCACGGCCCGUAGCAACAGACCCAACCGGGAUCCGAAGGAAUCCGCCCCCGCGCAUCGACUGCAACCGCAACCCACCGCCACCACAGCCGCCGGUGCCCAGACGGCCCCCACAGAAGAUGCCAGACAACCCGCUGCCACCGCCACAACAAAAUCAACAAAUGAAACGAUCCCCGAGUUCAGGAUCUAAUAUAAGCGUGCGGCAAGACUCGAACGUGUCCUCAGACUCUUUCAGUCAGACCUCGUCUCCGUCAUAUACGACAAAGACUAUGGAAGCGCCACUGCUUCCUCAGCAGCACUUGAAUAAAAGUCUAAACGCGAAAAUAGCGCGUGGACUCUUAUUGAAAGAACAGCAGGAGAAAGAAAAUGCCAAUUCGUCCAUCACCAAGAGCAUGUCGACGCCGGCGUCGCUACAGACUAUCGUCAGAUUUCAAAAUGGCAGCAACAUGUCGCUGCAUCAUCGGGGAGAUGAGACUAAGGGAAGAGAGGCUUUUGCCCAGCCGUGGGAUAGUUGCGACUGA
Messenger RNA from Zerene cesonia (dogface butterfly), 879 nucleotides. RefSeq names its product vegetative cell wall protein gp1-like. The transcript has 4 exons. Lineage: Eukaryota; Metazoa; Arthropoda; Insecta; Lepidoptera; Pieridae. Bases 1 to 879 code for a protein of 292 amino acids. The record is from RefSeq and is a predicted model, not a curated record.